AUGUCUGACGCUCAAUUUGAUGCCGCUUUGGAUCUUCUCAGAAGACUUAAUCCUACCAAGUUACAAGAAAAUCUAAACAAUUUGAUCGAACUACAACCGAAUUUAGCACAAGAUCUAUUGUCUUCAGUAGACGUUCCCCUAUCCAUCCGGAAGGACCCAACCGAUUCGAAUCGCGAGUACUUAUGUUGUGACUAUAACCGUGAUAUCGAUUCGUUCAGAUCGCCUUGGUCAAACACCUAUUUCCCAGAAUUGUCCUCAGAGGACUCGCAAGACAGCCCCUUUCCAUCAACACCCUUAAGACAAGUCGAGAUUUUGGCCAACGACUCUUUCGACAUUUACAGAGAUCUUUACUAUGAAGGUGGCAUCUCGAGUGUUUACUUCUGGGACCUUAAUGAAGAAGAGUUCGACGGUCACGAUUUCGCAGGGGUCGUGCUUUUCAAGAAAAACCAGUCCGACCAUAGCAAUUGGGACAGUAUCCACGUUUUUGAAGUCACAGCAUCUCCUUCAUCAUCUGACACUUUCAACUACAGAGUCACUACUACAAUCAUCCUACACUUGGACAAAACAAAUUAUGACCAUGACUCUCAGAUGAUGCUGUCCGGAAACUUGACAAGACAGACGGAGAAGGACAUCGGAGUAGACAUGUCCCGUCCAUUAGAAAUCAUCUCCACGUCGCAUGUUGCUAACUUGGGGUCUUUGAUCGAGGAUAUCGAGUCUCAAAUGAGAAACCUGUUGGAAACCGUUUAUUUCGAAAAGACAAGAGAUAUUUUUCACCAAACAAAGAACGCUGCCAUUGCAUCCUCUGCGGAAGAGACUAAUAAAGAUGCCCAUGCAGAGGUCAUCAAGGGCCUUCAAUCUUUAUAG
This is a messenger RNA of Saccharomyces kudriavzevii IFO 1802, 864 nucleotides long. RefSeq names its product F-actin-capping protein subunit beta (gene CAP2). Gene Ontology annotation, cellular component: actin cortical patch; F-actin capping protein complex; cytoplasm. The coding region runs from base 1 to 864 and encodes 287 amino acids. Gene Ontology annotation, molecular function: actin filament binding. The record is from RefSeq and is a predicted model, not a curated record. NCBI's taxonomy places the organism in Eukaryota, Fungi, Ascomycota, Saccharomycetes, Saccharomycetales, Saccharomycetaceae. The transcript has a single exon. Gene Ontology annotation, biological process: actin cytoskeleton organization; cell morphogenesis; barbed-end actin filament capping.